Molecule: messenger RNA, 1366 nt
Organism: Cornus florida
Lineage: Eukaryota; Viridiplantae; Streptophyta; Magnoliopsida; Cornales; Cornaceae
Product: F-box protein PP2-A13
Exons: 3
Coding region: 233-1093 (286 amino acids)
Molecular function (GO): protein binding
Source: RefSeq, a predicted model, not a curated record
ACACUCCGAAGAAUAAUUGGCGCAUUUUUUCCCACACAGUAGUAGUAGUUAAUUAGUUCAUUCCCACGCACGCUCCUAUUUCUCAAAAGCGCACGAUACAUCUACUUUCUCUCUCUACAUUUUCUCUCUCUAUACGACAACAAACUGGUGCAUAUGCCACCAUCCUCACCCUCAUAAAUUCCAUUUCUUUCCUGAAAAAUCAUCUCCCCCAAACCCUUUACUUUUCUUGUAUAUGGGGGCUGGUUUUUCUGGUUUUGCGGUGGAGAGUAUUGGAGCUCAGACUUCGUUGAAUUCGGGUUUCGAAGACUUGCCGGAGAGAUGUUUGGCUUUGAUUCUCACGUGUUUGGACCCUCCGGAGAUCUGUAAAUUGGCGCGUUUGAAUCGAGCGUUUCGACGAGCUUCGUCGGCGGAUUUUGUUUGGGUAUCCAAGUUGCCUGAAAAUUAUGAGGUUCUUGUGAAGAAGGUGUUCGAUGAAAGUCCAGAGAGUUUAAGUAAGAAAGAGAUUUAUGCCAAGUUGUGUCAUCCUAAUCGCUUUGAUGGUGGCACCAAGGAAGUUUGGAUGGAGAAGAGGGACGGUGGGAUUUGUGUUUCAAUUUCUUGGAAGGGAUUGAAAAUAACGGGUAUAAAUGAUCGACGGUACUGGAAUCACAUCUCAACCGAUGAAUCCAGAUUCCAAACAAUCGCAUAUCUUCAACAGAUAUGGUGGUUAGAAGUAGAUGGAGAGAUAGAAUUCGAAUUUCCGGCAAGGUCGACCUACAGCCUCUUCUUCCGGCUCCAGCUCGGAAGAGCCACAAAAAGACUCGGCCGACGAGCCUGUAACCUCGAGCAGGUCCACGGCUGGGACAUCAAGCCCGUCCGGUUCCAGCUAUCGACCUCGAACGGACAGCAAGCCAUUUCCCAGCGUUAUAUGAAUGAUCCAGGAAAGUGGGUGCAUCACCAUGUGGGAGAUUUCACGGUUGAGGACUCGAACACACCUACAAAGAUUAAGUUCUCAAUGACACAAAUAGAUUGCACACACACUAAAGGUGGUCUCAGCUUGGACUCUGUGUUGAUCUGUCCAAGUGAGGUUGGUGAGAGUUUAAAGAAGGUUUGAUACUAGUUAGCUUAGUUGAUAGUGAUUUAUAUGUUUUUAGCUUCAAUCCUUUUUUUUUAUGCCCACAUUGACACUUGUAUAUCUCAAUACAUGUGUGUGUAAUGAAGUUAACUUGGUAGGUAGUUGAUUGUGCGAGGCAGAAAGCAGAUAGGUCUAUUUUUUGUGGUCUAGUAGUACCAUUUGUUUUUUAAGCAAAAAUAAUUUGCUUGUCUUUGCUUUUGUAUUUUUCACAUUAUGUGGUUGUUUUAUAUCAUAAUUCUAUUGGGUAGUGUA